Messenger RNA from Prunus dulcis (almond), 949 nucleotides. RefSeq lists its product as uncharacterized. Bases 317 to 949 code for a protein of 210 amino acids. The record is from RefSeq and is a predicted model, not a curated record. The transcript has 2 exons. Lineage: Eukaryota; Viridiplantae; Streptophyta; Magnoliopsida; Rosales; Rosaceae.
GCUUUUGCCCCUUUGUGUUUAAACAAGGCGCGACUUCUCUGUUUCGUUUUCGUUCUCGUUCGUUUGGCAGCAGCUUCGUGUUCUUCUCUGUUUCGUCUUCGAGCUCAGUUGUUUGGCAGCAGAUUUCGUCGUUUGGCAGGCAAAUUUCGUCUUCGAGCUCACUGACCACCACCAACGACGACGACGAGCAACGACGAGCAGCAACGGCGAGCAGCAACGACGACGAGCAACGACGACGAGCAGAAACCACCACCAACAACGACAACCACUGACGACUAUCGAAGCGAUUUUCACUCUCUUGGGAAAAAAACAGCUAAUGGAGGUGUGUGUCAUUGCCAAGUGCACAUAUAAGUCGGAAACCAUCAUGUUUUCAGUUUCAUCAGAGUCAUCCAUGGUUGAUAUUUUGAAGACUUUGUGUCUGAGGUUUAGGGGUUUGCAGUUGGGUUGUUUCACAUUACGGUAUUCGGUGCCCAGUUAUCCGAGUUGUUUUCUAGAAACGGAUAGCGAUUUGGACUUGAUGAGGACAUUUUUGUUGAUAUCAAAUGAGAAGACUGUUGAUAUUUUAGUGAAGGAUUUAUGCGGGAUCAGUGAAUAUAGUGGUGAUUUUUGUGUAAAUAAGGAGUUGAUAGCAUGUGAAAAGGGCGAGUCGUCGUGUUCUAGUACUGUCGAAGACAGAAACGAGUUUUUGGGCAGGUCGAAGAGAGCAAGUGCUAAGCCUUUGUUGUCAAAUGAGUGGGAGACAUACAUACAUCAUGUGGGGCAGAAGUUUGACGGUGGUGCAGAGGAGUUCCGGUUGAAAUUGUGCAAGUACGCUCUUGAAGUAGGAUUUAAUUUUUUAUAUGCCGGCAAUGACAAGAAGCGGGUGGUUGCUGUUUGUUCGAAUAAGAAAUUGGAGGGUUGCAGCUGGCGUGUUUAUGCUUCUCGUUGUGAAGCUACUGCAGUUUUGUAA